Molecule: messenger RNA, 1317 nt
Organism: Fragaria vesca subsp. vesca
Lineage: Eukaryota; Viridiplantae; Streptophyta; Magnoliopsida; Rosales; Rosaceae
Exons: 2
Coding region: 7-1011 (334 amino acids)
Source: RefSeq, a predicted model, not a curated record
CCUCACAUGGCUCUCUCACCGUCCAAGGGCAUAGUUGUAACUAUCCCCGUGCUGGUCCUCACGGCCUCGCUCGCCGCCGUGUUCUUCUUCCUCCUCCUGUCGUCGUUCUCGUCCUGCACCUGCGGCGGUGGCCGCGUCGCCGUCGCCGGAGUUCCGAGUGCUCCGGUGAGCGGCGGAGGAGAUGCGGCGACGGAGAGGGAGCGGGAGAGCGGCGGCGAGACGAUACGGUCGUCGGAGGAGGAUGUGGAGUGGGUGAAGGAUCAGAUCCGAGUGAAUGGGCUGCAUAUGCAGGAUAACGUGUUGCGUAAGGGAAUUAACCCUAGGACUAGGGCUCAGCAGCUCCAGGAUCUCUUGCAGUACAAGGGUAUAUCUCACUAUGAAGGACCAGAGUCUGGUAAUCACACUGCCCUCCCAUGCCCUGGUGAGCUCCUUACUGAGGAGCAUCACAGUAACUAUGGUGAGCCUUGGGCAGGUGGGCGAGAUGUUUUUGAGUUCCUUGCUCAAUCAAGUCAUCUGAAGCCUGAUUCAAAGGUACUUGAGAUUGGCUGUGGUACUCUCCGAGUUGGUUUGCAUUUCAUCCGCUAUCUUCGUCCUGGACACUUCCACUGUCUCGAAAGAGACGAGCUCUCAUUAAUGGCUGCCUUUAGAUAUGAGCUUCCUUCUCAAGGUCUUCUGCAUAAGCGCCCUUUAAUUGUGAAAGGUGACAACAUGGACUUCUCUAGAUUUGGUUCACAUGUUGUGUAUGACUUGAUCUAUGCUAGUGCUGUGUUUCUUCAUAUGCCUGGUGAUCUUGUGUGGACUGGGUUGGAGAGAUUGACAACUAAAUUGAAACCUUUUGAUGGGCGUAUCUUUGUGUCUCAUAAUAUCAAGUUCUGCUCACGAUUGGGAAGAGAAGAGUGUACAAAACGGCUUACGAGGCUGGGCCUGGAGUAUGUCGGAAAACAUACACACGACAGCUUGCUGUUUAAUCAUUAUGAGAUCUGGUUCGAGUUUAAGCGGACAAGGGCUUAGAGUUUGCAUUCAUUUAUUCAUUUGUGUUUCGGGUCCUAACUAAUGUGCAUGAUGUGAAGCAGUGGGUGGCUGCAGUGCUGUUGUAGUAUUGGUUUGACAUCUCUGGCCACCUUUCUUUAAAGAUCAAGCCGUAACUUCCUAUUUAUGAGUGUAGGUUUUAGAGUGCGGAUCGGUGUAGUCUACUUGUAUGAAUCAUCAGUUUGUGCAGGAGGGUGUAGCCUGCUUUGUAUUUUUGAAUAGGAAAUGAAGUACAUGUACGAUUCUGAUAACACUUGCAAUGAGUUAUAUAAGCAAUUCAUUCUUUCC